AUGGUGAAGGCGCUGACAUUCAAGGGCGACAAGAAGCCGCCCAAGAAGCGCAAGAGAGAGGCAAAGGAGGGCGACGAUGCCGACACACCUUCCUCCAAGCAGCUCGUGUCUACGCAGAAUGCCGAAGCCGACGACGACGAGAAUUGGGUGUCUGCGGACGCCAUCGACGACGUUGCCGGACCCGUGAUCCUCGUGCUGCACUCCGAGCCAGUCGCAUGCAUCGCCGUCGACCAGCUCGGCCGAGUCUUCACGAGCAAGAUCGAGAACAUGAUCGAGGGCGAGCCACAUUCGGCGGAACCACACGAUGUGCGACAGGUAUGGGUCAGUCAGAAGAUUGUGGGCAUGGAGAACAGCUUCACAUUCAAGGGUCAUCACGGGAAAUACUUGGGCUGCGACCAGUAUGGUAUUCUGUCAUCGACUCGCGAAGCUGUGUCGCCAGAAGAGACGUUCAAAGUUACACCGGCAGAGGGCAAACCAGGACAAUUUGAGAUUGAGACGAUGCGAUCUACGUUCCUGUCUGUAGACGGCGACAAGACACCUGCCGAAGUUCGAGGCGAUGCAGAGGCUGCGGGCGAGACAACGAGCAUUCGCAUCCGUAUGCAAGCUCGCUUCAAACCAAAGCACAAGACAGAGAAGGCGGAGAAAGUGCGCUCAAAAAUUACUCGCAAAGAGCUGGAAGCUGAGGUGGGAAGACGAUUGGACGAUGAUGAGGUGAAGAAGCUGAAAAAGGCGAGGAAAGAAGGCAAUUAUCAUGAAGCUAUGUUGGACGUGAAAGUCAAGGGCAAACAUGACAAGUUCGCCUGA
This is a messenger RNA of Cercospora beticola, 804 nucleotides long. RefSeq lists its product as uncharacterized. The record is from RefSeq and is a predicted model, not a curated record. Gene Ontology annotation, molecular function: actin filament binding. Gene Ontology annotation, cellular component: nucleolus; striated muscle dense body; catalytic step 2 spliceosome. NCBI's taxonomy places the organism in Eukaryota, Fungi, Ascomycota, Dothideomycetes, Mycosphaerellales, Mycosphaerellaceae.